ACAGCGGGGACCACUUUUUUCGUCCGUUGCUUGACUGCUUGAGCAAACACAGCGUUGACCAGCACCAGAUCCACCUACCAAUUUCCAUAGCUUCCUUCAACUAAUCAGCGAGAAGAUCAGCGCAACCAAUCCUCUUUCUCCUCUGUCUGAGCAGCUUCCCCCAAUCGCACCCGAACAUUCAGAUGGGAACUCGCAAAAACUCUUCGAUCGGAUGAGGCUGAGGGCUUGCAAAAACCUCGUGGAUCUCCCAAAACUUAGAGGAAACGGAGGGAGACGGACUUAACCCGGAAGCGGAAGGGAACGUUGCCAGAUUUCGCAGAUCUGUAGAUUACCAUGGCCUCCGAGCAAUCUCUGCACAUGAAAACGGGAGAGGGAGAAGCGAGCUAUGCUCGAAACUCUACCACUCAGAAUGCAGGGCAAAACAGGAUGAAGCAUUUGAUACAGGAGGCUGUCAGAAGCUUGUGGAAAAAUACCAACACCCGUAAAAGCGUAGUGAUCACUGAUUUGGGAUGCUCAGCUGGACCGAACGCGUUGACCCUUGUUAAAACUGCAGUUGAUGCAAUAUUUCACCAUUGUUCAGAUCAUAAGGAAAUGGUACCGGAGAUAUCAGUGCUGCUGAAUGAUCUCCCGGAUAAUGACUUCAACGACGUGGCAAAGAGGUUGCAUGCAUUCCAGCAAAGCACACAGGAUUGUGGUCCAGUUGUUGCUGCUAUUGUACCUGGAUCCUUCUACAAGAAACUCUUCACCAGUAGUUCCGUGAAUCUAGUUUUAUCAUCACAUAGCUUGAAUUGGCUAUCUCAGGUACCUGAGGAUCUAAAGAAAAGCAGGAUCCCUGUGUCUGACAAAGACGAGGGUCUCAGGAAAGCAAGGCGCCCCUUCAUUGUUCAGGCUUUUAGCCAACAAUUCAGAAAGGAUUUCACAAUUUUCUUGAACACACGGGCUAAAGAAUUGGCCCCUAAUGGUCAAAUGGUGCUUUCCAUGGUAGGCAGACCUUCCAGUGACACUGCCUACCAAUCCGUUCAACCAUGGGAUUUUUUAUUUGUGCCUUUAAAUGACAUGGCAUCAAGGGGUGUGAUCAGUAGAGACAUAUUAGAUUCAUUUUACGUACCACUAUAUGGGCCUUCAGAUAAGGAGUUAAUGGAGAUCAUACAAGAUGAAGGGUCUUUCAAGAUCAACAAUAUUGAGGUGCAUGAACAAAUGACUGGUAUAGAUAAAAGCAUGCAGACUCCAAAGAUCAGGGCACUCGCAGCCAGGGCUGCAUUCGAGCCAACAAUCAGCCAGCAUUUUGGACGUUCGGAAGGAGUUAUGGAUGAGUUCGUUGGAACCAUUGAGCGCCAACUCAGCCACGUUCCAGCUUCUCCUGCAGGCAGCUUACUUUUCUUAUGUGUUUCCCUAACAAAAAGGGUAUAGAAUAAUGGCGCAUUACUAUUCCGUCGUGAAUUGCUAUUAGAAUCUGAACUGGGCUCGGAUGUUUGAAAGGAUUCUGCGAGUACAACGUAAGUUUGCACCGUAAAUUAA
Molecule: messenger RNA, 1518 nt
Organism: Sorghum bicolor (sorghum)
Lineage: Eukaryota; Viridiplantae; Streptophyta; Magnoliopsida; Poales; Poaceae
Product: inactive anthranilate O-methyltransferase 1
Exons: 4
Coding region: 334-1410 (358 amino acids)
Biological process (GO): methylation
Molecular function (GO): S-adenosylmethionine-dependent methyltransferase activity
Source: RefSeq, a predicted model, not a curated record